Molecule: messenger RNA, 1490 nt
Organism: Ogataea polymorpha
Lineage: Eukaryota; Fungi; Ascomycota; Pichiomycetes; Pichiales; Pichiaceae
Exons: 1
Coding region: 1-957 (318 amino acids)
Biological process (GO): protein catabolic process
Molecular function (GO): protein-N-terminal glutamine amidohydrolase activity; protein-N-terminal asparagine amidohydrolase activity
Source: RefSeq, a predicted model, not a curated record
AUGCGCUUGAGAAUAGCAGCCAUACAAUUGAACCCGUUACUGGGGAAAUUUGAGGAAAAUGCUUCUACAGCUCUGAGGCUUGUUGACCAAAUCCGAAGCAAAAAACCUGACAUUAUCAUCUUUCCCGAACUGGCACUUACAGGAUACAACUUUGCCGGGCCCAAGCAGAUCGAGCCGUACCUCGAGGAACAGGGAGGGGGCAGAUGUUUUGAAUUUGCAAAGAAGGUCUCGCAGUCUCUUAAGUGCCACACGAUAUUGGGAUAUCCAGAAAAACAUUCCUCCACAACAUACAAUUCUGCCAUGCUGAUAGGCCCUGACGGCUCCCUUGUUCAUAAUUACAGGAAAUCAUUUCUAUACAAGACAGACGAGAUAUGGGGGGCAAAGGAGUCCCCUACAAGCUUUGAAGCCUUUGACAUUGUGAUAAAUGACCGCAAAAUUAAAUCUACUAUUGGCAUAUGCAUGGAUCUAAACCCUUACAAGUUUGAGGCGCCGUUUGAGGCAUUCGAAUUCGCCAACUUUUGUCUUGAAAAACAAGUACAACUUAUAUUAGUGCCAACCGCAUGGAUGAGCACAAGCUGGAGCGAAGACUGGAAAGAUCAAGCUAAAUAUACAAAAUUAUUCGAGCAGCAGCUGCCCUUCGAAAUCAAUAUGGAAAGCUCUGCCGCGAAUGACAUCAUAUUGAAUUCAUCGGAAGAGGCUUACGAUCGCACAAAACCAGACAAGCGAACUGCUCAAUACUGGCUGAUACGAUUCCAGCCACUAUUCUUCAAGAAACAUGACAAGAUGGUUCUUGUAGUUUGCAACCGGUCCGGCGUUGAGGGAGAUCUCAUGUAUGCCGGUUCAUCCUCAAUUUUCCGCUUCAAUGGCAACGUGUAUGAGGAUGGGGUCGACUUGGAUGUGUUUGGAACGCUUGGACAGGGUGUAGAAGGUGUGCUGCUCAGGGACGUGGAGAUCUAAAGCUCUUAUUUUUGCAACUGCUUCUUCAACUCGGCAAGCUCCUCCUGGACGGAAUUGUACGCUCUGCGCCAGCCCUCCGCUUCGCGGUACGUUUUUUCCAGCUCUGCUUUCAGUUUCUCGUUCGAAUUUGCAAGCUCGCUAACAGCCUGAUCGGUAAUAAGCUUUUCCAAGGUCCACUUUUCAAUGUUGGAGUCCUCGUUCUCUUUCAACCUCUUAAUAUACUCAACAGCACGCUUUAGAAUCUGGGACUUGUUGUGGUCCUGUGUUGGUAGCAGUUCCUGCAAUUCUUUAAUACCCUGGUUAAUCGUCUCUCUCCUUCUCUUUUCCACCUCCUUAUGGUUCUUUUUGCGCCAUGUGUGCCACUCUUCUGAUCCUGCUGGUGGUUUCAACGGUGUUGGUUCCACAGGUAAGGUUGUGCUUUGAGGAACGGUCAUAGUGGGAAGACCCUGUCUAACAGGUUUUUCCGCGUCAGUGGCGUUCUCUGAGGACCCCUGGGACUGAUUGGUCUCCAGCUUGAUGCGCUUGGCCUUCUG